UUUAAGACUUUUGGGGAUUUUCCAAAUCCCUAGAACCUACAUUUCUUUUUGUUUUGGCUAAAAAGGAAUAACAAUUCAUCUAAGUUAUUCCGUGCUUUAUUACUUUUCAUUCCUUAUUCUUUCUCACAUGUCAUAAACAGAACACACAAGUGUGUAGAAUUUCAGUGAUCAAAAGAUGGAGCGCUAUGAGGUUGUCAAAGAUAUUGGUUCUGGGAAUUUUGCUGUUGCAAAGCUAGUUAGAGACAUCUUCACCAAAGAGCUUUUUGCUGUUAAGUUUAUUGAAAGAGGCCAAAAGCUAUAUAUAUAUAUGUGUGUGUGUGUGUGUGUUUGGUUCACUGUUGAGAUUUGUGUAUUGCAGAUUGACGAGCAUGUCCAGAGGGAAAUCAUGAAUCAUAGAUCAUUGAAGCAUCCUAAUAUUUUUAGAUUUAAAGAGGUCCUGCUAACACCAACACAUCUAGCCAUAGUAAUGGAGUAUGCUGCUGGAGGAGAACUCUUUGAGCGGAUAUGCAGUGCUGGUAGAUUUAGUGAAGAUGAGGCAAGGUUUUUCUUUCAGCAAUUGAUAUCAGGAGUCAGUUACUGUCAUUCAAUGCAAAUCUGCCAUAGAGAUUUGAAGCUUGAAAACACACCCCUAGAUGGAAGCACUGCACCACGAGUCAAAAUUUGUGACUUUGGUUACUCAAAGUCAUCUGUGUUGCAUUCACAACCGAAGUCGACUGUAGGAACUCCCGCUUACAUUGCACCUGAAGUUCUGACGAAGAGAGAAUAUGAUGGAAAGAUUGCAGAUGUUUGGUCUUGCGGAGUCACUUUAUACGUGAUGUUAGUCGGCGCAUAUCCUUUUGAAGACCCUGAGGAUCCAAGAAACUUUAGGAAAACAAUUGGUAAGAUACUUAGUGUCCAGUACAAAGUCCCUGAUUUCGUACGAGUUUCAUCGGAAUGUAUACAUCUUAUAUCUCAAAUAUUUGUGGCCAAUCCUGAAAAGAGAAUAACAAUACCAGAAAUCAAAAACCAUCCAUGGUUUUUGAAGAACUUGCCAGUAGAAUUAAUGGAAGCUGGUGGAAGCUGGCAAACAAAUGAUGUAAAUAAUCCAUCACAAAGUGUUGAUGAAGUCCUGUCCAUUAUACAAGAGGCAAGAAAACCUCUUAACAUCCCAAAAAUUGGUGGACUUCUUAGUGGAAGCAACAUGGACCUAGAUGAUUUUGAUGCUGACAUAGAUCUUGAAGAUAUAGACACAUUUGGUGAUUUCGUUUGCCCUCCUCUUUAAGUGUGUAUUCAUGAACAAAAAUGUGCUAAACCUAUGUAGCACCGACACAUCAAAUUAAAGACACGUCCAAUGUCUGACACCACAUUGUUGCACGUGGUUACGCUUA
Trifolium pratense (red clover) is the source of this 1367-nucleotide messenger RNA. Its product is annotated as serine/threonine-protein kinase SAPK2-like. The coding region runs from base 176 to 1261 and encodes 361 amino acids. The record is from RefSeq and is a predicted model, not a curated record. Gene Ontology annotation, biological process: intracellular signal transduction; protein phosphorylation. Lineage: Eukaryota; Viridiplantae; Streptophyta; Magnoliopsida; Fabales; Fabaceae. The transcript has 10 exons. Gene Ontology annotation, molecular function: ATP binding; protein serine/threonine kinase activity.